AUGCCAUUUGUCACUAGUGUUCAUCAAAAGCUCGACAAGUAUCGAUUAGUACUUGGUUCUACUUCUCCUCGAAGAAAGGAGAUCUUGGAGACGAAUUUCGGCAUUAGCAAAUUCGAUGUAAUUGGGUCAAAUUUUGCAGAAAACUUGACAAAAUCAGAUAAAACACCUCUUGAGUAUGUAAUCUUAACAAGCCAACGCAAGGCUGAGGCAUUAGUCAAAGUUGUCAAAGAAAAUUAUAGUCAAGAAGAUAUCAUUCUUAUAACAUGCGAUACGGUGGUUUCUUGCAAUGGCGAGAUCUUUGAAAAACCAGGCACCAAGAUUGAACAAGCACGAUUCUUCAAGUAUUAUUCAAGAUAUCCAAAAGUAAAUGUAAUUUCAGCUGUUACAAUAAUCAAAAUACGAGGCAGUUCGAUACUAGAGUUUCAAAAUCAUUGUAUAACCAAAUUAGAAUUCAAGCUGAAUAAUGAGGAUGUAAUGAAUGGGUAUAUAGAUAGUGAAGAGGGCUUGGAAGUUGCAGGAGGAUUCAAGUUUCAGGAGAGAGGUUGCUUGUUAUUUAAGGAAAUUACUGGUGAUUACCUCAACAUUGUUGGUCUUCCAACUUAUACCUAUGACCUAUUGAAAAGGGCUUUAGAAUGA
This is a messenger RNA of Lodderomyces oxycetoniae, 636 nucleotides long. Its product is annotated as nucleotide diphosphatase. NCBI's taxonomy places the organism in Eukaryota, Fungi, Ascomycota, Pichiomycetes, Serinales, Debaryomycetaceae. The coding region runs from base 1 to 636 and encodes 211 amino acids. Gene Ontology annotation, molecular function: nucleoside triphosphate diphosphatase activity. The transcript has a single exon. The record is from RefSeq and is a predicted model, not a curated record.